This is a messenger RNA of Notodromas monacha, 978 nucleotides long. The record is from the annotation of a GenBank genome assembly. NCBI's taxonomy places the organism in Eukaryota, Metazoa, Arthropoda, Ostracoda, Podocopida, Cyprididae.
AUGGCGGCAUUAUUAGCAGCAGGAGAUGAAGAGGACGAAGCAUUGCAUUCGGGUUGCUUUGGCAACGAAUCCGGCACCGAGUCGGCGUGUUGUGGUACCACGGGCAAAUAUGGACCUGUGGCGCCGAUGCAGUGGUCUCUGCUGCUUGUUGGCUGGUCCUAUGUCCUCACUGCUCUGGUCGGCGCAUUUCUGAACACACUGGCUCUGGCCGGGCUGGCCCGAAACCGGGCCCUGCGCGGCCGCCCGGCCACCUGUUUCACCAUGAACCUGGCCGCGGCAGACCUUCUCUACUGCAUUGUGGCCCUGCCAGUGGACGCGGCCACCUACCUCACCCAAUACGACUGGGACACCUCAGUGUGGGCCCGUUCCUUGUGCUCCUUUUCUGCUCUCUGCAAGUACACUGGCGCCUUCAUGGACUGGUCCAGUCUGGCCCUCAUCGCCAUUGAGAGGUACUUCAAGAUAGUUUUAGGAAGCGACUCUCACAAGGCAGUUUUCUCAACUCGAAAUGUGGCCAUGAUUCUAGUGGGCAAUUGGGCCAUGCACUGGUGCAUCCUUGGGAUAUUUGCAGAGUAUGGCUACAACCAUUGGACCCAUAGAUGCGACAUGUUACCCGCACAGAACUGGUUCCAUUUUCUUGAUCGAGGCAUUGCCCAUAUGGCUUGGAUGGCACUUGUCGUAGGUGUCAUACUGGUCACAUGUCUCAAGAUCUGGCUCUAUGUCCACAACACCACCUCUGCUCUCCUUGACUUCAAUAUAAACAGGUACACAAUAGAGACAACCAGUGUUGCCACCAACACCACAUCCAGCACCAGCAACAGAGCCAGUUUGGCACAACAGGACACAUCCAGCAGCAGGGAAGCAGCCAUGAUGAAUGCUCGUCUGUUUGAAAGAGGUGCCAUGGAAAUGCGCAGACCUCCAGCAGCCGCCAUAAGACCGCCUUUGAUGCACACGGCGUUCUUCAAACGGGAAUUGGCUCUU